This is a messenger RNA of Camelina sativa (false flax), 731 nucleotides long. The record is from RefSeq and is a predicted model, not a curated record. NCBI's taxonomy places the organism in Eukaryota, Viridiplantae, Streptophyta, Magnoliopsida, Brassicales, Brassicaceae.
ACCAACGUCUCAAUUCCUCUCUCUCUCGUGCUCUUCGCUCGACGACACACGAAAACCGGAAAGCCAAAGUUUUCCACAGCCAGGCUACUGUCGCUCCCGCCGGCAAUUCUCCCGGCUCGCCGUCGAGGAUGGUGUCUCCACUCUGCGACUCUAAGUUACUUAACCACCGCCCCUCGAUCUUCUCACCUACAUCUCCUCAAUUCGUGAUCGCCGAUGGAAUCAUCCUCCGUCAGAACCGUCUUCUAAACUCGUCGUCGUUUUGGGGAACCAAAUUCAGCAACACUGUGAAGUUGGGAGUAUCUGGAUGUAGUAGCUGCUCUCGGCGGAGGAGCACGAGUGUGAAUGCUUCACUAGGUGGUCUUCUUAGCGGGAUUUUCAAGGGUUCUGAUAACGGAGAGUCGACUAGGCAACAGUACGCAUCCACCGUCGCCUCCGUUAAUCGAUUGGAGACUGAGAUUUCGGCUCUUUCGGAUUCAGAGUUGCGUGGGAGGACUGAUGCGUUGAAGCAACGGGCUCGGAAAGGAGAAUCCAUGGAUUCACUUUUACCUGAAGCAUUUGCUGUUGUGAGAGAAGCUUCAAGGAGAGUUCUUGGACUCAGACCUUUCGAUGUGCAAUUAAUAGGUAACACAAUCUUGGUGGAAUGUAAUCUUAUGGUNAUAAGCUGCUAUUCGAAACUCGAUGACGUGGCAAAACAAGAGGUUAUCCACACGAAGUCGGGUCCAGGGGUAUAA